Messenger RNA from Rhea pennata, 4480 nucleotides. RefSeq names its product OTU deubiquitinase with linear linkage specificity like (gene OTULINL). The coding region runs from base 322 to 1278 and encodes 318 amino acids. Lineage: Eukaryota; Metazoa; Chordata; Aves; Rheiformes; Rheidae. The transcript is spliced from 8 exons. The record is from RefSeq and is a predicted model, not a curated record.
GCCGGCGGAGGGCGGCGCGCAGGGCGCGGGUGCGGUGGGUGCUGGCGCCCCGGAAGGUUGCGGCUCAGCCGCUUCGCAGCCCCUGCGGUGCAGGCGCGGGGCGGCACCGUGCAGCUGCGGGUUGUGUUCCUGUGAGCUUUUCUUUUCUUUAGUUUUAUUUCCCCCUUGAAUAUUUUGAGGCUGCUUUGCCAAAAACAAAACAAAACAAAACAAACAACACCCCCCCCCCAGAAGUCUCCGGCAAGUUGUCCCGCAGACUUCCGCAGAGGAAGGCAUGAGGUGCAGUCCUGGACAACAGCUACCAAGCAAUCCUUGCGUCUCAUGUGGCAAAAAGUAAAAAUACAGCUAGGCAUGCCUUUCCUCAUUGCUGUUUUUUGGUACUGCAGAAGGCUAUACAACUGUUUAGCACAGCUAUUGAAAUGGUGGAGCAGCUAUCUUCAGAGAAAAUUCAUAAAGAAUCUCAGCGUGUCACCAGAAGUCGACCUCCUUGGUUACUGCGCAAGAGAGUGGAAAGGAGACACAAAGCAGGCCAAGCACAUACGGGAGGCAUAUGAAGACUUGUUUUGGAGGUAUCAUAUCAAAUAUUUACGACAAGUCAGGAGAGACAACUACUGUGUACUAAGAGCAGUGCUUUUUCAGAUAUUCAGUCAAGGCAUUCCUUUUCCAUCAUGGAUGAAGGAGAGGGAUAUAUUAAAGCUCCCUGAAAAGCUUUUGUAUUCUCAAGGUUGCAACUGGAUUCAGCAAUACAGUUUUGGUCCAGAAAGAUACACAGGUCCCAAUGCCUUUGGAAAAUUACGCAAAUGCAUGGAAGCAUUAAAGACAAAUUGGACUGAAAUAAGUAGUAUUAAAGAUCAUGAAGGAAGAGGAAACAUGUGUAAUACACUUUUUUCUGAUGAGAGCAAGGAGCACAAAUUAUAUGAGGCCAUAAAAUUCAUCAUGCUCUACGAAGUUGUCGAAGCCUAUGAGCAGAUGAAGAACAGGGAAGAACAUGUACCGAACCUUUUUAGCCUCCUUCUUGCUCGUGAUUCUUCUUCUGACCCUUUGAGUUUCAUGAUGAAUCAUCUGAAUGCUGUAGGUGACUCUGGUCACCUAGAACAGGUUGAAAUGUUUCUUCUUGGAUACUUACUUGAAGUAAAGAUAAGAGUUUACAGACUGCAGAAGUUUAAUACUGAAGAGUUUCAAGUAAACUGUCCAGAUGAAUAUCAAAGAGAAUGGCAUGAGAUCUCUCUUCUGACUGAGGAUGACCGCUACUAUCACAUUGCCGUUACCAGAACAUGAGGGACCAAUGAUCUUUUUUUUUCUUUGUAUAAUACAGUGAGUGACCAUUUCCAGUGAAUUAUGUUUUUAAAUGGCAGCAGUGAGAUUUUGAUAAAUGCAUAUUAAUGAUUUAUGGGUUUAUUGUGGAAACAUUUUCCUUUCUUGUUACAGCUCAAUUCACCAGCAGUCAGCCAUAAAAACCAUAAAAUAUAUUACCAUGCUCUCUGGGGAAAAAAAUGUCAUAUUUGAGGGCUGUCAAACAAAAAAGAUUGAGCUACAUCCCAAAGAAGGAGAAGGUAAUGCUAGGAUUUCCAUUGUUAGGCUAAGGGUUUACUCUGACUUACCUGGAUGGAUUAAACCCAAGUUCCUAAAGCAAUUACUGCCUUUUCCUUUCUGUCUCCAGCUGGGUGGAUGAAUCGCUCAGGGAAGCAGCUCCAGGCUCCCACCAUAUACACCAGUAGAUUAAAUGGUGUUGAUCUGGGGCUAACCAGCAUGCGAGGCUGUAACCUGGGCCACUGACUAGCUGCUUUAAAUCACCUGCAGCUUCCUCUGUUGCUGAAAUGUCUUCUCCAGAGAAAGCCCAGAACAAACAGCUGCAGACUGGAGUUAUUUCAGAUGCUUGAAAUUAAGCUGUCUGCACUCAACGCUGGUAUUUGCAGCCGAGGAUUUGUUGCACAGAAAAAGAAUACUGUGUACGUGAUCUUCAGAUCUACUUUAUAAUUGAAGAAAGCACAUUAGCUUUUCCAAAUCUAACAAAGGAAGUAUUAAUUAAUAAGUAACAUGCAAUAUAGUUAGACCCACUAGUUGUCUUUGGUUUUUAUCAACUUGUAAAUCUCUUUUUUUAAGGGCCAAUUUCAGCAUUACCUGCCAAGACACGUGAAGAUUUCUUUUGCAAUUGCUCUGAGAAAGCUGUGCAUUGAAUACAUUCUCAACACUUCAUUUUCACAAAAAGUUAAUUUGCUGUGCAUUACGUGCAUUUAGCAGAGUGUGCACCUAUUAUAUCCUCUGUGUGUGUAUGUAUUAAUCUCCUUGCAUAAGAUUGUUAUCUUUAGUUUAGACCUCAAUGUUUGAAGAAGUCUGUCUGGGACAACUAAAAUUUGCUUCAGUAUGUGGAACUUUUUUAAAGAUCUGUUUUUUAAAGGACUGAAGUGUUUUGAUUAUUUCUAAAAUGAAGGACCUUAACAGGAAUGAAUAUUCACAUGAUACAGCAGAUUUUGCAAAAUAUUUAUUUGUGAAAAGCUUACGAUGCUAUAGGCAUACAGUUGUAUUGAAAAAAGUAGUUUUUAUUAAGAAAUGAAGCCUUUCCUUAACUAUAAUGGAAAUACUCCUAGGAAUAUGGGGACACACGGGUUUGUUUUUAAUUCUUGCGAGAGACAAUAUAAGCCAGUAACAAAAAUGUGAACUGGGUCUGCAGGAGCAAAGCAGUGCUAUGUCAUAACUGAACAGUAAAGUUUGGAGUGCAUAGAAACUGCUCUGUUCCUUUAUAUAAAGGAAAGCAAUUUUAUCCCUUACAGUCUUUUGAUUUGUGUGUGUAUAUGUGUAUAUAUUUAUAAACCUGAACAGCUGUGUUCUCUGUUGUAAGUUUUGUUUCUUGAAAGUUUUUUUGAGUUCAGUUUUGUUCAAUAAUUUGUAGCUUUUAAUUAAAAAGCUUUGAUACAUACAAUAAUUUAAUCUCAUCAAAACCUGCAUAUCAGAUAUUUAUUAAAAGAAACUUUUUGUCAAUGAAUGAAAUAACUUGCUUCCUUUAGAUUUGGUUCUGUUCCACAUGGGGAAAUAUUAUAAUGCCCAAGAUUAGGGUACUGUUAUCUACUGUACACCAACAGCGCUCAUACCAUUUACAGCUAUUAACAGACUUGUCCCUAUUUUUUCUUGUUUUUGUACAGAGACACAGAAAAAUGGUGUAUUUUUACAGCAAGCAUUUUUAAUGGUUUGCAUGUGAUAUAUAACUAGCAAUACAAAAGCAUUACUGCUGAACCUGUUAAAUUGUCAAAAAAUAUGCAUUGUUUUUGUAAGCUGAGCAUGUAAGUAGAAGGGCAUCAAUAAAUAUAUAACAUGGACAGUGGGAUUUAUCUUGCCAAUUUGUAUGCUUGUAUCUGACCCAGGCCAUCCCGGGCUCCUGGGCAAUAUGAUGUAGUUAAUCAGAGGAGUUGAUCUCUGGAGGGAUCCGCUUCUUCUCACUGACCCUAACAGGAGCUGGGAGUGACCAGCAAAGACUUAAAUCUCUCUGCUCCAGAAGUCUGCAGGAGUCUGUUCCAGGAGUCCAGAAAGGACGUGUUGAAACAGAGCUGCACAGAUGUCCGCAGUGCGAGCUCAGCCACGACAGGAGCAGGAACAGCAGCUGAGGAAAGAGAAAUUUCAGCUGAGGAUAACUCUAAGUCUUGCAGAUAAAUGCAGAGAUCUUUGAACAAGAUCUGGAGGGACAUUGAGACAGGUUUGCAGUUGCGUUGAUUUUAGUUGGAGUUUCUAAUGAUAAAUUUUGCAUAGAAUAUGUGUAAUGCAAAAAAAAAAAAAAUGUAUAUUUUUACAUAUAAAGAAAAAAAUAUAAAGAAAUCCUCCUGAAUAAACUGCAUGUAUGCUACUAACUGGUACUGGUAGAAAUGAGAUAGUAAUUAAAUUCAAGGGUGACAAAGCGGCUGAAAACUGCAUGUAGAUGUCUUGCAUAACUCUUCUGUACAUAACAUGUGUAUUCUUUGUUUUAUCUAGUCAUCACCAGAAUAAGUAGGUUUCUACUGUAGGCCUAGAACUUAAAGUUAGGAAAUGUUUUUCUGGUGCUUGACAGCUAAUUGUAGUUCAGAAAAUCCAUGGAAAGUUUGCUAAGCAAUUAGAUUACUAUUUUUUUUUGGAAAAGUGUCACAGUCAACAAAAAUAAGCUUUGCUUAGUCAAACGUUUCCAUACAGUAAUCUUUGUAUUAGCUUUGAGAAUUAAAUUUCAUCUUUUUCAGUGAAGAAUGUAUAGUAAGAAAAUAAGAGGUUUUGUAAUGAAUAGGCCCUUGAAGUCAUGUGUAUGAGAUUGAAGAUCAAAUCCAAAUGGCUUAUUCAAGGCAAAGCAAAGACAUUCAGAGACUGAUGGUUAGAAGAGUAGUAAACAUAAAACAAAAAGCAUGUAAUCAUCACAAUUUUUUUUAAUACAGUGUUGUAGGCAGCUAAAAGUCUCAAGUCAGGAUGUGUUUAUUAUUUCUGAUCGACAGCUUGGCAAGCAAAAUAAAACAUACUAAAGCAUCAA